Molecule: messenger RNA, 1242 nt
Organism: Rhizopus microsporus ATCC 52813
Lineage: Eukaryota; Fungi; Mucoromycota; Mucoromycetes; Mucorales; Rhizopodaceae
Product: putative septin
Exons: 6
Coding region: 12-1208 (398 amino acids)
Biological process (GO): cytoskeleton-dependent cytokinesis
Cellular component (GO): septin ring; cytosol; septin complex
Molecular function (GO): GTPase activity; molecular adaptor activity; GTP binding
Source: RefSeq, a predicted model, not a curated record
UAUAAACAAUCAUGAUGGACCUCGAAGAUUUCUCUGUACCUCCACCACCACCUCCAAUUUCAGCUUCCCCUUUGUCAGGUACAGGUAUAGCAAACUUACCAAACCAAAGACACAAGAUUGUUGCUAAAAAUGGUGCAAACUUUACCAUCAUGGUUUGUGGUGAAUCUGGAGUAGGCAAGACAACGUUUGUCAAUACGUUGUUUACGACAACGAUCAAGGAACCAAAAAACCUGAGCAAGAGACAUGCCAAGUCUCCUCCUUCCAAGACUGUACAAAUCCAAAUUACAAGAGCUGAAUUGGAAGAAAAGAUGUUCAAGGUCAAAUUGACCAUUAUUGAUACACCCGGCUUUGGAGACUAUGUCAAUAAUCGCCAUAGUUGGAUUCCAAUUGUUGAUUUUAUUGAUGAUCAACAUGAAAAAUAUAUGCGACAAGAACAACAGCCUUGUAGAAAGGGGAUCAUUGAUAUGCGCGUCCAUGCUUGCUUAUAUUUCAUAAAGCCUACAGGACAUACUUUGAAUCCAUUGGAUAUUGAGGUCAUGAAAAGACUAGGUUCUCGUGUUAACUUGAUUCCUGUUAUUGCCAAAGCAGAUACAUUAACACCCUCAAAUCUGGAAAAGUUCAAGCAGAAUGUUCGUGAGGUGAUUGCUGCUCAAAAUAUUCAAGUGUAUACUUGUCCUAUUGAAAGUGAUGAUGAACAAGUGACAAAGAGAAACCGUAAUAUUAUGGCAGCAUUACCUUUUGCCGUCAUUGGUUCUACUCAAGAUGUUGUUACUUUUGAUGGUCGUAAAGUUAAGGGGCGUGAAUAUGCAUGGGGUGUAGCAGAAGUAGAGAAUGAUGCUCAUUGCGACUUUAAGAAGCUGAGAAGUUUGUUGAUCCGUACUCAUAUGUUGGACUUGAUCACAACCACAGAAGAGGUACACUAUGAGAAUUACCGUCAAGCUCAGAUGGAAACAAGAAAGUUUGGUGAACCUCGUUCUCAGCCAAAUGAAAAUGCAAAGUUUAAAGAGGAAGAAGAAGCCUUGCGUAAGAGAUUCACAGAACAAGUCAAGGCCGAGGAAAAUCGAUUCAGACAAUGGGAGAGACAGCUUUUGAAUGAAAGAGACCGUCUUCAUAAAGAAUUGGAGACACAAGGUGAAAAGGUCAAAGAAUUGCAAAAUGAAUUAGAGGCUUACUAUUAUCAUCAACGAGAUAAAUCGAUCAGAAAGUAACCAAAAUUUUUAUUUUUAUAGUCACUAAUAAAUA